This is a messenger RNA of Ornithodoros turicata, 1597 nucleotides long. RefSeq lists its product as uncharacterized. Gene Ontology annotation, biological process: protein processing. Gene Ontology annotation, cellular component: plasma membrane. Gene Ontology annotation, molecular function: metalloendopeptidase activity. Lineage: Eukaryota; Metazoa; Arthropoda; Arachnida; Ixodida; Argasidae. The record is from RefSeq and is a predicted model, not a curated record. The transcript is spliced from 2 exons. Bases 86 to 1546 code for a protein of 486 amino acids.
UCGAGAAGGAGGAAGCUAGAACUUUCCAUUGAUCCACUGGAUUAGGGAAGUUUGCUUAAGGCUUUUGUCGGAACAAAUAUUACAAAUGAAUUCCUAUCCCUCUCCGUCCUCUGGGGUGAUCUGCAACCCAUCGGAAUUCGAGGAGGCGCAAGAAAGAGUCAACCGCUUCCAGAAGCUCGUGAAGACAGCGACGUUCAUCGUUGCCGCCUCUGUUGUGGUACUAGCCACGUGGUAUUUCAUCGACCAAUCACAAACAUCAGUCACAACAACCCACGCCAACGCGACAACACUGCACGCAACAAAAGACAGCAAGACGGGGCGCACGACUCCGGUCAAUAAUCACGAAUCUACGGGCGAGAAUAACGGCCAUACGAGGCCUGAAAAUGUGUGUGACACUGAGGACUGUCAUUUCAUGCGUCGCUUGAUUGACCUGUCUGUCGACAAAAAGCUUAAUCCUUGUGACAACUUCUUCACAUACGUUUGCAACGGUGCCGUUCGAAGUAUGCAAGGUCUGGCUUACGGAUUUCACGAAUACGUAUAUGCGAAUCUACAGAAGAGUGCGGAACAAUGGAUGAUCAAUGGAAUAAUACGACCAGGGAAACAAAGUGGAUACCAGAAAGUACUCGCUUUUUAUGCCUCCUGCGUCGAUACAAGACACAUCACAUCAGAGAAAAACUACAUGGAGACAUUUCUUAGGAAACGAAAGUUGGCGUUGAUCGAGCGCUUAGAUUUUGACCCGUUGAAGAAGCAAAUAGAAUUCAUGUUGAUUGGGUUAUCGAUACUGUUUGAAUAUAAUAUGGUGUCUUACAGUGCGGCCGGUCAAGCCUAUAUUUUAUUGCAAUACAAAGAGGGCGCGGCUAAGACUAUGGCAGGCGAGCCACGUCCAGUCGAUGAACGAAAAUCCAUUGUGGAAAAAAUUUUAAAAUUUGUGUUUUCUGUUGACACCAUAGACGAACAGACUGUAAAUUCCAUUCUGGAGGCCGAAGACAAAAUAUCGCAGCUGACGGACGAUCAAACAGAGUCAACAUCUAUCACGUUUCCAAUGUCUCAAGUAGGAUUCACGGAAGGCAGCGAUGAAAACAUGUCAUCACGGUGGAUCCAAGCACUGGAAGAACACAGAUCUUUGCUCGGGGAUAUUGAUACGAUUACCCUUCAGAUGCGAAGAUCUCACGUUUCCCUUCUUCACAACAUCUUCGGGAGCACUCCUCUUAUCGAUAAACAUCUUCUGCAGACGUUAUUUGCCUGGAUAAUAACUUACGACCUGUAUGAGCUGUCUGGUUUCCUGGAAUCAGCAAGACAACCUCACACUGUCCGGGUGUGGUGCUACGAAUCCGCUAAGAGGACCUUCCCGUCGGUAGCGACUCUUAAGGUGUUGCAUCAAAUCGUCAAUCAAUCCAGAGUGGACGCUGUCAGAGAAAUGGCUGAUUACAUUUUUAAAGAAAUUGCUGCAUCAUUUAAGACGUCCCAGUGGCUAGACAAUCCUACGAGGGAAGCAGCACUAAAAAAAACUAUCACUGACGUCAAGAAUAAUCGGCUACCCGUUUAAUUUGUCGUCAGGAGAAGCGGUCGAUAGGUAUCUGGAGCCAAUGCAGGACUU